ACUGCGCCAGCAAGAAUACACGUGCUGCUCCGCGCAUUUCAAGAUCAAGAUGGCAGCCUCCGUGUGUCGGUGCUACGAGCUGGUGGGCAGACGCGCCUUGGCCCUUUGCUCUCGGCCUCUGGUGUCUUCAGUUUGGAGAGGAGAUGCCUACAGGAUACAUGGCAGCCCAGCUGCAGCCGUGCAGGUGCGAUAUUCUUCAGGACGCAAAGGUUUCCUGGGAGAGUUUGUGGACGGCCUGCGCCAGGAGUUCAGUAAGAAUCAGGAGAUGAAAGAGAACAUUAAGAAGUUCAGAGAAGAGGCCAAGAGACUCGAGGAGUCCGAUGCUCUCCAACAAGCCCGCAAGAAAUAUAAAACCAUAGAGGCUGAGACAGUGAAGACCUCAGAGGUGUUUAAGAAGACAUUUGGCUCCCUGUCAGACACCGUCAAGGAGGGUCUAGAGGAGGUGAGUCGUACUGACAUCGGAAAGAAGAUAAAGGAAGGCGUGGAGGAGGCAGCGAGGACAGCCAUGCACUCGGCUGAGUCUGUGUCUAAAGGAGGAGAGAAACUGGGCAAAACUGGUGCAUUCAGGGCCAUCUCACAGAGUGUGGAGACCAUGAAGAAGGAGAUAGAUGAUGGGGAUGCCGGCCCUUACAGAGCUCCCUCUCAGCUGAGAAAAAGAAGUGACUACUCUUCAAAAGGAGGCCAAAAUGACUCCAGAGUAUUCGAGGCCAAUGAAGAGGAUAUGGGUGUGGUUCUCCAUAAGGAUUCAAAGUGGUCCCAGCAGUGGAAGGACUUCAAGGACAAUAACAUGGUCUUUAACAGGUUCUUUGAGAUGAAGAUGAAGUAUGAUGAAAGUGACAAUGCCCUCAUCAAGGCGUCCAGAGCUAUGACUGACAGAGUCACCGACUUCCUGGGUGGUCUUUUUUCCAAGACAGAAAUGUCUGAGGUGCUUACAGAGAUCGUGAAGGCAGACCCCAACUUUGACAAAGACUCCUUUCUCAAACAGUGUGAAAAAGACAUCAUCCCUAACAUCCUGGAGGCUAUGAUCCGUGGAGAGCUGGAUGUUUUAAAGGACUGGUGCUAUGAAGCUACCUACAGUCAGCUGGCUCACCCCAUCCAGCAAGCCAGAGCGCUCGGGCUCCUCUUCCAGUCCAAAGUCCUUGACAUUGAUAACAUCGAUCUCGCAAUGGGUAAGAUGAUGGACCAGGGCCCUGUGCUCAUCAUCACCUUCCAGGCUCAGGUUGUCAUGGUGAUCCGCAGCCCAAAAGGAGACAUAGUGGAGGGAGAUCCGGGUAAGGUGAUGAGGAUGAUGUAUGUUUGGGCGUUGUGUCGUGACCAGGAGGAGCUGAACCCCAACGCAGCCUGGAGACUUUUGGACAUCUCGGCGUCCAGCACGGAGCAGGUUCUCUAGGUGAAGGAGGAGGGAUGCAUGUGGAAUGGACGGGGCUCACAAACUGUGAAGAAGAGCAGAAUAUAGGAGGCUGUGCCUGGAUCACCUUCACGUACGGACUUACAUAUGUACACAUUAACAUCUGAGGGCAGAGUGCACACAUGCUAUGUGUUAUCCCAGAGACUGUAUUCACACACUAAGACCUAUGUGCACACGUGUGUGUAGGUCUGCAUAUAUACAUAAACACGAGGUGAACUACAACUAUAUGAUAUACUGAUAGAAGACUGUUCAUCUGCCUAUAUGAGUGUGUCGUCUCUUGCAUUGGUUAGCUCAGUGUUUCCUGAACAUUUACAUCAUUUUGGAAUGGAUGGAGCCUGGAGUGUCCAAAGAUGAGCCUGUACCAUUUCCCUACCUGUUUCUGAGAAUUGUACAAUCCAUCCAUGCAAAACCUGUGGCACGAUGCAAGAAAGCGAACGGGAAACAAUGGACUUGGAGGUGUGACUUUCCCUGUCAGUCUACUUGGGACAUAUGAAGCUUGAAAUCGGGGUACCUUCUAUCACUGUCAUAUAAUGUAAACACAACAUUUUCAUGUAGUUAGGAACUAUCAACACAGCUGAGUGGGACAGCAUGAGCGAUUCUUUAAAUCAAGCGAAACAGGUCCAAUGCUUCAAGAUAAAGUGUCUGUUUAUCAAUAUAUCACACAUAGAUUAUUAUAUUUGUCACAAGAAUUGGACUCAGCCCAUCAAACAAUGUAAUAACAUCAUCUGUGGCUCUGAAGGAAGCUUUCUUAAAGCUCAUUUGAGGAGUGUAAGGCUGGUUAUGAAUGGACUGAAAUUAAGGCCAAAUUGAGGAUUUGUUUUCUGUACGGGGAUUUUUUUUUUUUAAUGCUUGUCACCAGGUCGGUGUCAGACAAAGUGAGUCCACAGCAAGUUUGGUUGGGAGUGAAAUAAUUGCACAUGUACAGAGCAUACUCAACUAAGAGAUUAGCCACAAAGGAUGCUAAAAUCAAUGCAAACUGACAGUUCCUUACAGGAGCUUUAAUGAUUGGAUUGGCAUUUUUUUUUUGGGGGGGGGGGUGGGACAACAACGACUGGAUUUUGACAUUUCUCAACCAGAGUAAUGUUGAGUCAGUCCCUCCAAAAACAUGAAUAUUUCUGCUCUCUCACUCUGUGUCGUUAUCUUUGGAUUGUAGAAGCCUUCACUUGUGCUGUGAGCGUACAGGUAGAAUGCACACAGGCAAGCAGGUAGAUGGUGACGUAGGUAGCAAAGCCAGCUAUACAAUAUUUUAAUUUGGUCUGGUUGAAAUGAUUGGACAUGUUACUUUCUUGUAAUAGCCACAAACAUUCAAUUUCACUUCUUUUUUUGGAGCAUUUCAUUAAUUUGUUUCUGUCUGGAGUUGAAGAGUAUAUCAAAAAAAUGCAAUAAAUUGCCUCCCUAGCUUUUUAAAGCUAACUCAAUAUAACCUUGAUACUACGUUCAAAGUGACCCAUUAGACUUGAGACUCAGGACAACAGUCAGCUGUGGUGGUAGCUGCUUGGUUUCUGCUGGCUUCUGGAAACUGAGAUUCAUUUUAAAUAAUGUAAUAUAGGGUGUAACAAUCUGUGUGAUCAGUAUCCAUGCUGUCAUAUGUAAUGUAGCUGAGAUCUGCAAAUGCCCCACAGCAUGAGAAAUUACAAAAAAAAAAACCUGGAGAGGACAUACCCGUGUUUGUUGGUGCAGUACAUUUUCAAAGGCUUACUGAAGAGUCAUCGAGCUUCCAGUUACUGUACAGAAAAAAUAUAAUGUAUCUUCAUUUUUUGUAAAUAUGUUAAGUACUGCUAACAUACUGCUUAUUUAUAAGCUUGGAGGGACCAUGUUCAAAUAUGUCAUCGUAGCAGCUUUUUUAAAUUAUUUGUCUGCCAGAUCAUGUUGUACACUGUUCAUCUGUUUGUCGUACUCAAAUGUUUGUUUACUUUCUUGUAUGUUGCUUUAGAAGGACUAAAUGCAGAGGAUGGAAACUUGAAUGAAUGAGUAAAUAACUGUCAAUGUUG
Molecule: messenger RNA, 3399 nt
Organism: Labrus mixtus (cuckoo wrasse)
Lineage: Eukaryota; Metazoa; Chordata; Actinopteri; Labriformes; Labridae
Product: mitochondrial import inner membrane translocase subunit TIM44-like
Exons: 13
Coding region: 50-1390 (446 amino acids)
Biological process (GO): protein import into mitochondrial matrix
Cellular component (GO): mitochondrial inner membrane
Molecular function (GO): protein-folding chaperone binding
Source: RefSeq, a predicted model, not a curated record